Molecule: messenger RNA, 2356 nt
Organism: Salvelinus fontinalis (brook trout)
Lineage: Eukaryota; Metazoa; Chordata; Actinopteri; Salmoniformes; Salmonidae
Product: FAST kinase domain-containing protein 2, mitochondrial-like
Exons: 6
Coding region: 1-684 (227 amino acids)
Biological process (GO): regulation of mitochondrial mRNA stability
Source: RefSeq, a predicted model, not a curated record
AUGAUCACUACGCUGGCCUCCAUGGGCUUCUGUCUCAAGCCACUGUUGGCCGUCUUGCAGCAGAAAGAUUGCAGACUACUGUACUCUUAUCUUCCUCACUCCUGCAUCACAGAGCACGUCCACGGAGUCCCCUUCAACCGCCUGGUGGAUGUGCUGAGGGCCUAUAAGGAGCUGCACUACAGAGACGUGGCCCUGUUCACCGCCAUCUCUGACUGCGUGCGGUGUGGAAGGUCUUUUGCAACACAAACAAACAUGGAGGAGAGUGAACGUGACACAUGGAGCUCGUACCUGAAAGAGGGGCUACUUCGGUCGCAUGGCCGUGGUUUGGUGAUUCUCUUCCUGUCAGCGUUUGAGGAUCUAGCGUUCUGCCCCACGGCCAUGUUGGACGCCUUCGCAGAGAGAGUGACCAUGAGCCCGGACGCCCUGGGGCUCAAAGACGUCCUCAGCGUGCUGAAGACCUACUCGUCCCUAAACCACAACCUACAGGGCUACAGAGAGCCGUUCCUGGUGGGCGUGACCCACGUGUUGGUGUCCUACCUGCCCAAGAUGGCUGCCUGCGAGCUGCUGAAGGUGUUCUACUGCCUGAGUCUGCUGGGCCACUUCCACACCACCCCACUGGAACAGCUGCUGCAGCAGGAGACACUGGAGGAGAUCAGUGCCAGAGGGCAGGCACUGUCAGCCUAAAUUAAGAUACAGGCAUUGUCAGCCUAAAUUAAGAUACUCAUAUCUGAUUAGAUUUUCAAAUAAUUAGAUUUAGAAAAAAUUCUUAUACAUCAUUAUUAAACAUUAUUAUACAUCUAUUAUACAUUAUUAUAAUACAGAUAUGCUGAAUUCCAAAUCGAACUGCUAUCCCCUACCCCUUACUCCCUUACUCCUGUAAGAAGUGAAAUGGGUGUAAGCAAUUUGGCAAUAUUUCUACCCAGCCAAUAAGAAGGCAAGAGGAUGCGAUUACCAUCUUACUUAAACCUAUCCAACCAGCUGACCCCUUGUCCUCCAUGUCCGUACAGGUGGGUGGCUGCAGAAGGGGAUGGGGAAAAAAGCUGCAUAUAGUGGACCUCUGUCUCAGGCUGAACCGACCUUCUCUCCCUAAGCCCCUGACCGUCCCUCCCGAGGCACUGGGCUCUCCAGCCCCUAACGACGUGUCCAUUAACCCAGGGCUGUCUAUGACCCUGCAGAGCAUCACCCAGGAGUGCUGCUACAGGAGGGUGUGAUGGUCAAAGACCUAUACUUCAUAGAAUUGCAGUAUUCUGCGUACCCCCGAUCUCUUUCUGUUAUGGUAGCUCCCGUCCCCAUGGCAACCAGGCUAUCAAGAUGCAUCAUUUGGCGAUCCUAGGAUACACCCCAGUCGUGGUGUCGGAGCACGAGCUGGACUAUCUGUCCGAGGAGGAGAGAACAGAGCUCCGCAGAACACGGAUCUUUCCAGAACAGGAGAGACCUGCUAAAGUCGAUCAAAUGACAGACAGACGGACAUGGAGAGAGGGGGGACAUGGCUCAUUCAGUCAAGAGAACCUAGGCCUGGUUCUGUGGUCAGUCUUGUCACGAUCCGGUCCUGUUUCGGUCCUGUCAUUCGUUGCACAGGAACUGCUGGUAUACUGAAUUGACUACAUGAGGACUGUUGUCGAAAAUAUCUCUGUGUGAGUGUCUGGACUAUACAGUUAACUGCAUAAUGUCUCACUAUUUAACUAAAAAGUAAAUGGGAACCAACUCCCAUCUGUGUCAUUGCUCCUCAUAUUUGUGAGUUAAUCUGUGUUGGAGCGUAAAUGUUCCAGUUUAAGUAAGUUAAAUCCUGUUGAAGUAACUUUAAAGUUAAAUAACAUAACUUUAAACAUCUUAAUACCUUGCAUGGGUUAUUCCUAAAUAGUCUAAAUUCAUAUCCUCACCUCCCCUCCUUCAUCUGCACUGAUCUGCAAGAACUGACCAGCCCAAUCAGUGCAGAUGAAGGAAAGGAGAUGAGGAGAAGAAGCUACUCUAGACUAUUGAGACAGAGAGCCAUGUUUCUACUGGGUUUGUGUGUCUCGUUUAGAAUAAGUUGUCACUUGAGAUGAAUCUGUGGCCUUGCCAAAAGUGAGGCCCAAUCCUAAAUGGACCCCUAGACCUUACACCCUGUGGAGAUUGGAUAUGAUUUGAUGGGUUUAAGGAAUAACGUGAAACUUCAACCUAGCCUACCAGAGGGCCAGUUGAAAUGAAUUACCAAAUUGCUUACACCCGUUAAAUCCUCUUAGAUCUCAAGUGCAUAGGGUGAGGGUCUAGGGGUUGAUUUGGGAUUGGGCCUGAAAUUGUUCAGAUUGAUGCCAUUGAAAUGUGUUGAGUAGAGGUAGUUAUGCGAACUGAUGUUAUAAUAAAAAUUGCCUUAUAA